Molecule: messenger RNA, 4530 nt
Organism: Symbiodinium necroappetens
Lineage: Eukaryota; Dinophyceae; Suessiales; Symbiodiniaceae
Source: the annotation of a GenBank genome assembly
AUGGUCCCAAUCCCAACUGCCCAUGUGCUGCAGGUGGCCGUAUCCGACCAGAGCUCGCAGAGGGCGCUGCACGAGCUUUUCGGCGACCUCUCCUGGGAUGACACAGACUGGGAGGAAGCAUCUUUGGGUGAGGUUGUGCUGCCCGCAAACAAUGGCGGAUUUGGCCGGCCAAAUAGUGUUUCUUGGCCCGAGAUGGAGCCGAAUAGGUCCUCUAGCACUGUCGGCCAGUCCAGGGAAUCCUUGGAUAGGGGUGCCGACAUACUCCUGCAAAUUUCGAGACAUGGCGUCGUCAAGAAAGAACCAGAGGAGGAUGAAAUGGAAAUCUUGAAACAAAUCGAGGCUUUGAAGCGAAAGCAUGCCCUCUUGAAGGAAGCGAAGGCUUGGCUUGUGUUAGGGUUUGGGUUUAGUGUUCAGGGUCGUGCCACCGAAAGAGUCGACACUGCCGAGACACAGCAACAAGCAGAGGAAAAGGAGCUGGAGCGACAAGCAAAAGAAAAGGAGGCGAAGGAAAAGGAGGAAGCCGAACGACAGGCAAAGGAGCUGCAGCGACAGGCAAAGCACCGCGAGGAAGCCGAACGGCACGCAAAGGAAAGGGAACUCUGGCGACAGGCAAAGGAAAAGGAGGAAGCUGCAGAACGGGCAAGGGCAGAGCUUCAGCAACAGGCGAAGGACCGUGAGGAAGCUGAACGGCAGGCAAAGGAAAAGGAACUGCAGCGACAGGCCAAGGAAAAGGAGGAAGCCGAACGACAGGCAAAGGAAAAGGAAGUGCAGCGACAGGCAAAGGAAAAGGAGGAAGCCGAACGACAGGCAAAGGAAAAGGAACUGCAGCGACAGGCAAAGGAAAAGGAGGAAGCUGAACGACAGGCAAAAGACAAGGAGGCAAAGGAACAGGAGGAAGAGAGGGAGCUGCAACGACAGGCGCAGGAAAAAGAGGAAGCCGAACGACAGGCGAGGGAAAAAGAGCUGCUGCGACAGGCAAAGGAAAAGGAGGAAGCAAAGGAAAAGGAGGAAGCUGAACGACAGGCGAGGGAAAAGGAGCUGCAGCGACAGGCAAAGGAAAAGGAGGAAGCUGAACGACUGGCCACAAACAGACGAUCAGAGCUUGAGUCGGAUAUCGACAGGUAUCGGGCCAAGAAGGCUGACCUAGUCAUGAAGCAGGCAAAGCUGGCCGAACUUCAAAAGGAGUUGCAGGAGGUGUUAGCUGAGACCGACGCCAAAAUGGCAUCCCAGCAGGUGCCAUUGAUGCCAGGUCUUACCAAGCUGGAAACCCUAAGUCCCAAUGCCAACCCAAUCACCCCAACAGAGCCACUGUCCCCCUUGGAGCCAUCCAGCCAAGAUGCUCAAGAUGCCUGGCCUAGCCGCAGCCUGUUUCAAUCCCCGACACCGCCCCCUGCCCAAAGCACACCGAUCACGCCCCCGACGGCUGCAAAGUCUAUGAGCAUGGCACCGCCACCCCCAGGAAGCCUACGGCUGGCGAUUCCCAAAACCUCAGCGCCAGCGCCUGCAAAGGCACCUGUGAAAGCGUGCCCAAGCCCCCCGACUGCUGGAGCCCUCCAGAAGAGGGUUAUGAGAUGCAUGGAACCGAGCAGCAAGGGAGUUUACAAGGUGGCAAAGUGUAUUCGUGAUCAGUUCAAUGCCGGUGGCAAAUCCAAAGAGAAAGUUCUAAAGCUUUUCGCGAGCUGCGAGAACAAUCCGGAGAUUUUCAUCAACAAGUUUUCUGUGGAGCGGGAGAAGCAGUUUCAACUGGAGCUCGAGGUAGACUUCGAGUACUUAACUAAGAAGGAGAUGGCUGAAGAACAGAACAUGUCCCAGUCUGAGAUCGAUGAGUGUGUUGCACUAGCGGAGAAGAACCCCUCUCGGUACAUUCGGAAGCACCUCUACAAGCCUGGGCAGCUCCGGUACUACUGCGAGAUCAAAGUGAAAGGGCACAACAAGAAGACAGACACUAUGAGAUUGUUCGAGACGAUGGAGACUGAAGCCUUCGGGGCUGGCCUCAACAUGGACAUGGACUUGGACGAGACCCUGGAACAGGGCUCCGGUACCAUGCCGGAUUCGAUUGUGGAUGCAGCCGACGGGGCUGUUAAAUCGGGGCCUCUGAGCGAAGAUCUCAGUAAACUCUUGAAGCGGUUGGGAUACCCAGACAUACAUGACACUUCGAAGCCGUCGACCUUAAUCGAAAAGGCUAUCCUGGCUUGCACGAAAAGACUUAAGAAACUCUGGGAGAUGCUGCCAGCACGCACUGAAGAGAAGGACAAGGAGGCUGAGGUGGCUGAGGCUACUUCGGCUGAGGGCCCUUUGGUUUCGACCUCGAUGUACGCGAAGAUCCGGGCCGUCUAUGAUCAAGUGGAUUCCUGUUGCGAGAAUCUGCAGAAGUUCAAGGCUGAAGGUCUUCUGGAGGGCUACAGUGAGAAGCUGUUCAAUCGAUAUGGUUUGGCCCUCCGAGUUCCAAUCUCCUUUCUGGAUGUGCCGUCGAGCAGCGCGGAGGACAGCAUAACGAUUCCGUACUUGAAGAUAACAGAUUUCCUGAAGCAUUUGCUCAACAACUUCGAAGAAGUUUUGUUUGGGGGUAUGAAGGCGGAUUCCGAUGCUGCCCGAGAUCUUUGCAGUACGUUUUGGAGCCGUUACCAGAAGCAUCAUCCAGAGCACGUGAUCUAUUCCGAAGUAGAUGCAAAAGAUCGAUCUGUUUGUGUUCCAGUUCUGGUUCACGGCGACAAGGGCAGAACUUUACAGAAAUCCCCCAUCUUUGUCAUGAACUUCGAACUUGUUUGGGGCCUUCCGCUAGACAUGCUAAAGAAGGUUGCCUAUGAUACUCGUCGCAACACACGGCAUGACAUGCAUGAUGGGCAUCUGAAAUGGUCUUGUGGCCGCCGUGCAUCCGGGAAGCGGAGCUUUAGUCAGAUGUGCUUCGAUAGUUGCACUGUUCAUGAUCCUGCUGUGCGUCUGAACCCAAGAAUCAAAGGCAAUGCCCAACGCCACAACAAUCGUGGGCACAGUUACCUGAGCCGCUUCCUGAUUGCAGCAAUCCCUUCGAAGGUCUACAACAAGAAUGAACACGUCCUUCCAUCCUUGUUGAAGCAAGCAGCUCUGGAUCUAACCGAUGGUUUCCGCAGAGGCCUGCUGCACGAGAAAUCAGGAACACAGUUCCGGUUUGUGUUCUUGGGGGCUAAAGGCGACGCAGAGUGGCACUUUGAGGCCGGUACCUUUACACGGUCGUACCAUCGAACCGGGACAGUCAACAGUGCUCCUAUUUGCCCGCUCUGUCAUGCUGGCACCGAAGGUGUAAGCUACACAGAUGUCUCUGAUGCGCCCGAGUGGCUGGACACCGUAGGAUCAUCAGUGCCAUGGGAAAGCACGCCGCCACUCAAUCUGGCCCCUUACUCUAGCACCUUUCCAGCCAACUUAUACAAAUUUGAUCCAUUUCAUGUUUUGAAAUUCGGAAUAUUCCGUGAUGCUGUUGGGAGUACGAUCGUGAGACUGGCACUGAUGGGCUACUUUGACUUUUCUGCUGAGGAUCCUAAGAACAUAAGUGAUCGUCUCAUGAGGGGGUUCUCACUCUACAAGAUGUGGUGCAUGGCAGCAGGAAAGAAUGCUUCGUUGAAGAGCUUCAGCAAGGCGAACAUGAAGUUCGAGACUUUUUCAAAGUUUGCUUGGGCGAACUGUAAAGGAAGCGAGGUCGUUAUGCUGAUGCAAUGGCUAGAUUUCCUCGUGCCGACCCAUGUGGCUGAGCCAAAGCAGGCAUCCGAUUCGGUGUUUUUGCGAGCAGUAGCCCAGAUGAUUCGUGGGGGCUUAGACUAUAUCGGAGUCAUGCACUCGCAUGGCAUCUGGCUCCCACUAAACUGUGCCAAGGUUCAGCUACAUGGGGGUUUGAGUUUCGCUCGAGGGUACGCUUUCCUCGCCGAACACCUCAUGAGUUGUCAAGCGGCAGGGUUUCGCUUGAGACCCAAAUUGCACUACUUUAUGCACUUGCUAAUGCCCUUGAAGUCCGCGAUUGACAACGACGAGCCGUGGGUUCUUAACGAAGCCAUUCACCUUUGCGAGGCUAACGAGGAUUACAUAGAAGCCAUGGGCUUGUCCGGCUCGCACCUGCACUGUGAGACAGUCAGGGAUGUCAGCCCGUUCACUACAGAGAUCAUUGUCGUGAACAACAUGCAGACCCCGCUUUUGCUGAUCGAGGCCCGACAUCACGGAGAUGCGACCCCUGCCAACGGUAUCGAACAUCAGGUUCCACCGGGGGAGCAUGCCAUCAUGUCCGGUUACCUGGUGGAGCCUCGCGCAACGAUCUUCAUCCGUACAGGUCUCCACACAGCCAAGAAGAUCCAAGUCCCAAAUCUUGGGCGCAUUUCCGUGAGCAACGAGCCACAUGGUCUACGGGUCGAGACAGUGGAUGAAUGUGUCACGAUUGAGGAUUUUGAUGGGGAUGCAGCUCUCAUCAAAGGAAACGACACUGUGCCAAUGCUGAUGCGGAACGAGCACUUUAAGGACGUGGCCCCGGAGAACAGCCCGCAAGCGAUCAAAGUGGGCGGCGCCUGA